This is a messenger RNA of Phoenix dactylifera (date palm), 2053 nucleotides long. It is a transcript of the gene GSH2, whose product is annotated as glutathione synthetase 2. The record is from RefSeq and is a predicted model, not a curated record. Gene Ontology annotation, molecular function: ATP binding; glutathione synthase activity; glutathione binding. Lineage: Eukaryota; Viridiplantae; Streptophyta; Magnoliopsida; Arecales; Arecaceae. Gene Ontology annotation, biological process: glutathione biosynthetic process. Gene Ontology annotation, cellular component: cytosol.
CAGCAGCCAAAGGUUGCAGCGAUACGCGUGGGCGGCGCCGUCUGUUCCACCGCGCCGGGCACCGUCGUUCCAAAACCAUCGCUGUCUCCAAUACAUCUACUCCGAGCUCCAACCAUAAGGCCCAGAUUCCUCCCUCCCGCCUUCGCUCCUAAUAGCAUCUUUUUCUCUCGCGCCAACCUUCGAACACCUAAUAGAAGCAAGGACCUUUACACAUCUUCUUCUCCCGUGCGCUCUUCUUCUUUGCUUCCCCCGAGACAUGGGAGAUCCGAUGAGCUCGAAGAGGCUUAUGAUGAGACCAUGCCGGGCCCUCUGUCUGUCUCUCGGAACGUUCCUGCGGACUUGCUGGAGAAGCUGGUCUAUGAUGCUCUGGUUUGGUGCUCUCUCCAUGGGCUUGUCGUCGGGGACAAAGGCGUCCAGAGAUCAGGAACAGAUCCUGGCAUUGGUCUGGUUCAUGCCCCAUUUACCCUGUUGCCCAUGCCGUUUCCAAAAGGUCACUGGAGGCAAGCAUGUGAGUUAGCUCCGAUUUUCAAUGAGCUUGUAGAUCGUGUGAGCUUGGAUGGAAAUUUUUUGCAAGAUUCUUUAUCCAGAACAAAGGAGGUGGAUGCCUUUACUAGUGGACUCUUAGAUAUCCAUUCAAAGAUGCUUGAAAUAAAUAAAAGAGAGGACAUUCGUUUGGGAUUGCACCGGUCAGAUUAUAUGCUGGAUGCCGAAGCUAACCUACUAUUUCAAAUAGAACUAAAUACCAUUUCAUCCUCGUUUCCUGGUCUUAGUUGCCUAGUAACCGAGCUUCACAGGAAUUUAAUUAACCACUACGGGAAAGACCUAGAAUUGGAUUCAAGAAGAGUUCCUGGAAAUACAGCCAUUAGUCGAUAUGCAGAGGCAUUAGCUAAAGCAUGGAAUGAGUAUAACAAUAGCAGUGCUGUAGUAAUGGUUGUUGUUCAAACUGAAGAGCAUAAUAUGUAUGACCAACAUUGGCUCUGCACGCUGUUGAGGGAGAUUCAUGGUGUGGUCAGUGUUCGCAAAACUUUGGCAGAAAUAGAUGCAGAAGGGCGGGUUCUACCUGAUGGAACUCUCCUUGUAGGUGGCCAAACAGUUGCUGUGGUCUAUUUUAGGGCUGGCUAUUCACCGAAUGAUUAUCCUUCAGAAUCAGAAUGGAGAGCAAGGCUUUUGAUGGAACAAUCUAGUGCAAUUAAGUGCCCAUCAAUAUCCUACCAUUUGGUUGGGACCAAGAAGAUCCAACAAGAACUAGCAAAACCAAAUGUGCUUGAAAGGUUUCUUGAGAAUGAAGAUGAUAUUGCAAAACUGCGGAAAUGUUUUGCAGGGUUGUGGAGUUUGGAAAAUGCAGAAGCUGUGAAGUCUGCUAUUGAAAGACCUGAGUUCUUUGUGCUCAAACCCCAACGAGAAGGAGGAGGGAACAACAUUUAUGGUGACAAUAUAAGGGAAACACUGAUUAGGCUGCAGCAGGAAGGGAGUGAGCAAGCUGCUGCAUAUAUUCUGAUGCAAAGGAUCUUUCCAAAAGCUUCUCUUGCUUAUCUGGUCCGGAAAGGUAUUUGUCAUCAGGACCAUGCCAUUUCAGAACUUGGGAUAUAUGGUGCCUAUUUACGAAACAAAGAUAAGGUGAUCAUGAAUGAUCAAUGUGGUUACCUGAUGCGGACGAAGGUUUCUUCAUCAAAUGAAGGUGGGGUUGCUUCUGGGUUUGCAGUCUUGGAUAGUAUCUAUCUAACUUGACAAAGCAUUUCUACUAAGGUUAUUGCCUGUGGAGUGUAGUAGACAGUUUGUCAGGAUGUCAAAGAAACGACGAGGAAUUCUUUAUCAUCUAUGCAUAAUACACAGCAUUUCAUUCUGACAGAAACACUACAUUUUUUUCUUUAUUUCCUAGAAAAAAUGUAUCGGUAUAUGCUCUCAGACAAAUUGCGUUGGAGCAAAAUAUUAUGUAACCAUCCUCUUGGACACAGAAUAUGUUAGUGUGCUGAAAAUUAUGGUGCAAGUGUUGUCUAUUGGCAAUGUCCAACAGCUAUUCUGGAAAUAAACAAUUCAGAGCCAAUUCUACGAU